GCGUCGAGCGCACGCCGCGCGUCUGACGCGAGCGCAACACUUGUGAUUGGCCAAAACGGAAAAUGUAGACACACGCCACAAUCUUCACAAUGAUCCGCUGAGCAGAGUGAUCUGCAGCGUUUCCCGAUAUUUACAUCUCACUGGAUUGACUGGAAAUUAAGGGAUCUCACUGUUCGUAAUGGGGAAUCUGAUCAAGGUUCUCACACGAGACCUUGACAACAAUGGCGGAAACUUUUUCCUGGACUUUGAAAAUGCCAAGCCCACAGAAGCAGAGAGGAGAGUAUGGGAGGAGGUCAAUACGGUGUUAAAAGAGUCUGUGAGCAUACUACACGACCUGCAGUCUUACAGCGGAGCGGGUGAAGCCAUCAGACAGGCCAUACAGCAUCCGAACGACGAGCGCGUGCAGGAGGGGGCGUGGAACGCUGUGGUUCCACUAGUGGGCAAACUAAAGAAGUUUUAUGAGUUCUCACUCAAAUUGGAAGACGGUCUUCAAGACCUGUUGGAAUUCCUCACCAGCGCGCGCUGCAGUCCGACGCAACAUCUGGAGCAAGAGCAGGCCUUGGCAAGGCAGUUCGCCGAGAUCCUGCAUUUCACGCUGAGGUUCGAUGAGCUGAAGAUGACCAACCCGGCCAUCCAGAAUGACUUCAGCUACUACAGAAGAACCCUGAGUCGCAUGCGGAUCAACAAUCAAGCAGCAGAGGAGCAUAAUGAGGUUGACAACGAACUGGCCAAUCGCAUGUCUCUCUUUUACGCCAAUGCCACGCCCAUGCUGAAAACGUUAAGCGAUGCCACAACUAAAUUUGUAUCAAAGCAUGCAGAGUUACCAGUAGAGAACACGACAGAUUGUCUGUGUACAAUGGCAAGCGUUUGUAAAGUCAUGUUAGAGACACCGGAGUACCGCAGUCGCUUCGCUAGUGAGGACACUGUUUCUUUCUGUCUGCGUGUGAUGGUGGGUGUGAUCAUUCUGUAUGACUACGUCCAUCCUGCCGGAGCCUUCGUCAAAUCCUCAAAAAUCGAUAUGAAAGGAUGUAUUAGGGUACUGCGAUAUCAGCCGCCCAACAGUGUGGAGGGGCUUCUCAAUGCGCUCAGGUACACAACGAAACAUUUGAAUGACGAGACUACCGCCAAGCAAAUCAAAAACAUGUUGCAAGCUUGACAGUGUCUACCCAAAGUAUUAGCGCUCAAAUACAUUUGACCAGACGCUUGCGCAGUUUUUGUAAUACGGGAAUAGCCAUGUAUCAUGUGGCAGCUACUGUUGACAGUCUGUUUUUAUCUUAAUUGUUUUUGUUAUUUACAUUUUAUUUGACUAGAAUUAAAGUUGUGUGGCCUUUAGAUUCUAAUAAAACGUCUUUGUUGUGGUGCCGCCCUAACAGAGAUGAGCUGAAUUCAUUUCUACCAUGUUCCCUACUGUUGAGCAGCCAGGCAGUUUUUUGUGUAUUUUAACUGUUUGCUUAAGAAUGACAAUUUUUACUGUGACUUUUAUUAACAACUGAACUUAAUAAACUUAUUUUAACCAAA
Molecule: messenger RNA, 1518 nt
Organism: Triplophysa dalaica
Lineage: Eukaryota; Metazoa; Chordata; Actinopteri; Cypriniformes; Nemacheilidae
Gene: cyriba
Product: family with sequence similarity 49 member Ba
Exons: 11
Coding region: 179-1156 (325 amino acids)
Biological process (GO): positive regulation of T cell activation; regulation of actin filament polymerization
Molecular function (GO): small GTPase binding
Source: RefSeq, a predicted model, not a curated record